GKUGUAAGAGACUGUUUUUUUCUUAUCGUCAAGAGGGGGCAAUGUUGUGAGUGUAAUUAUCAGGAACCAUAGUGUUUUUUUUUUAACAUUGUGUACAUGUAUAUCAUUGAGCUGAUUAUACUUUUAGCUCAUAUGAUUUGGUAGCUAUGUGAUAARCUUGUCUUGGGAAUUAAUGUAAUGCAAUAAAUACCGUUUUAUAAACCAACAGAGUAUACCAKAAAUUUAGACCAUAAAAACAAGYAUGGCUACCUCUCCUCCWACCUCGAUGGACACCUUGCUUCAAGGAAUGCCUGAGGAAACUGUCCUUCUUGCUCUUAAGAUGGCACAGAUCAUGGAAGGAAAAAGCAAGCAAGAUCUUGAAGCAAUGCUUGAAAAAUUUGARCAACCGAAACCAUCAAGAAUCAAUGAUGACCCAGGAAUUGAUUCUGUGAAUGAAGAUGAAAGCUCUCCUAAGAUGGAUAAUAAUUUGGAAAGGAAGGAGUUGACMGAAGAAGUUGAUAGUGCAGAUUUAACAAGUGAAGAGAAAGAAGCUCUUGUCAAUGGAACACCAAACAGAAAGCUGGAAAACAAUGAUACAAGUAGACUUGACUCACAAAAASACGAAACAAGUAAAGGCAGAAUUCUUCCAGAGAAAGAGAUUGAAAGUGGAGAAGAGCAUGCAAGCCAAGUUGCWGAAAACAGAGAAGAUGGRCGUGGAGAAGAUACCCAAAAUUUUACCAGCAAUCAUGAGAACUCUUCAUAUAUUGCAGAUGAUAUCAAAGGCGAGAUGCAACUUCAAAARGAUGUGCAGAAUUAUGAUAAUGAUGUUAAUGUGGUAUCAMCUGAUGAUGACGUACGUCCAUCUACACCUGCAUCAGGAGUUGGGUCAUCAYUGAGUGAGCUGUCAGCAUCURCAUCAGAYAGAUUAAKCAUUACACAGAAUGRUCAAGGCACUCUUGGUCCUGAUAYACUGACAAAGAACAUCUCAGAACCUUCAUCAUUGYUAACUGAAAAUCAUAAGCCCAAACAAGAUAAAUUGAAAGACUUUUCAGAUUUUUCUAAAAAGAAUAUCCAAGAAGCUUCUCAAGCAAUGAAUAAAAAUGACAACUCUCCUCAAGUUACUCCAACUCACUCAAUGCCAAACYAAGYUCAAAUAAAAYGUYCYACACAUGAUUUUGGUAAUCAUAAGAGUUUUUCUGAUGCUUCUCGGGUUAUAACKUUGGAUCCAGAAUCUUAUAGAGUUAAUUUUAAAAGCUARUCAACAUCACCAAUAGAGAACAAGCCAAAUGACUUGCCACAUGRUUCAACAACACCAAAGCACCAGGCAAGUAAUGCUCAWAGUAAACCAUCAAAAAGGAUAGCCCUACGUGAGCAGUACGAGGAGUUUCCAUCCUUACCUGUAGAAAUAAAAAAUCCUGCACCAGAGCCUACCCAGUCAGACCAGACUUYUACAUCCAUGAAUGAUCAUCCUAAACAAAGAGAGACAGAUCAAGAUGAUUCCGUCUUUAUUACAUCGCCUGCUAGUAUGAUYUCAACUUCAGGCACAGCACAAGAAAUGUCUAAUGCUAUAUUYAGUGCAAAUACAGCAUUACCUAGUAUACCAUUGUAUUAUCAACCACAUAURGUCAUGAAAGAUAACCUACCAGUACUUAUGCUGAAGCCUGUAUGGGCACCCAAUUUAUCCAGUGAACUAAGCCAAUCAAUCAACUUGAAUGGUAGRACCAUGUUGUUUCCUUUAUCUCGUACAGAUGACUUACAUGUAAGUGAGCAAGUCAACAUCACAUCAUUUGACAGCAGUGAGAAAACUGGCGAGAAAGGUUCUGGAGAGCAGAGUGUGGAARAUUCAAGAGAGUCAGAUUUUGAGAAAAAGUCUCCUACAGAAAAGKAUCACCAACAAGAUUGGCCAACUUGGACAAGUGCCUCUGUUAAUGAAGAGAAAACUCCCGUAACAACAAAUCCUUUUCUAGAUGAGAGUGGUGACUCUUCCUCUGCUUCAAGUUCUUCUCCCUCAACUAGAGUGCCCAGAAGUAACUUUGGUUUUCCUUUACCUUCYAGUGAAUAUUUAACAGGGCCCUCUUCAAAUCCAUUCAACCCAGAGGAAUCGGCAAGUGACUCAAGUAAGGAAGGCURAUUAAGGACUGAUUUCAAGACAAUUCCUAAAAGUAUGCUGUCAAGUCAAAUGCACGCUAGGGGCGGCCCUGUAAACCAAAAUAGUACUACCCCCAAAGCAUCUAGGGGACCCCUAGUSAGUCAAAAGAGAGAUGAUGUUAUGUCACCUAGGGGACACCAAGUUGGUCACACAAUUGGUAGCAAAAUUGGUAGUGGACUCCCUGUGAUUCAACAAAGGACUAUGCAACCACAUAUGAAUCCUGAUUUUGAUCCUAAGGGCCACCCUGUAAGURAUCAAGAAGUUGCAAACAAUCAGACACCAAGGGAACUCCCCUUGAGUCAGCCAAGUGGUAUCAUAUCACAACCCCAUGCAAGUCAACAGAGUAAAAACAGAAUGCAACCCUGGCAUACCCCUGUUAGUCAGGCCAAUGGUGACUCACAGCAAAGACAGCAUUUGUCCACUGACUCCAUGGUAACYUUACUAGAAGUGAGCAAUGAUCCUACAGACCAGGCUACUGGAUAUACAAGUCAAAUACCACCAGAUACACAACCCAGCCUUCCUUCUGCAAGGUCAAAUUUUACAACUGCACAUGUGAAAUCAUCUGCAUCAUCUAGCCUUCRCCCUGCAAGUCCUAACUUUACAACUGCACAUGUGACAUCAUCUACAGGGCAUGGCAUUAAUGGUGUAACUGCUGACCCAUGUGUUAGUGCUGUUGUUAACGUUGGUAAUGCUAAUUCGCAGCCUGAGACAAAACCUAAAAUGCCAGGUCAUGUUGCUCCYUAUUGGGUCCCUGAUGAUCAAGUAUUCAAGUGUGCCUACUGUCAUUUGAAAUUCACUUUCAUACGCAGAAAACACCACUGUCGGGGGUGUGGAAAGAUAUUUUGUAARGAUUGUUGCUCACAAUUAGCCAGGCUCAYCUACCUACAAUACCAGAUAGGGCGCAUCUGUAUCAUUUGUACAAAUGUAAUAAAAGCCCCACCACAAAGCACAGCAUCAUUUCAACCUUUACGCAUGUCCCAUAAUCAUGCCGUUGCCAUGGCUACACCUUCACAGCAAGCCAAUACAACUGCAACAUCAAACCCCAUCAGCCAAUCAGAGAGAAGUGCWUUCCAUAGAGUUCAAGAAGAUGCAAGUACACCACAUAAAAAUCCACAUGAGUCUUCCCGAACCAUGAACCAAGCAGACAAACAAGAUAGAGGUGUUGACUAUUCUGAGUAUAAGCUUCCAACGCGACCUGCUGGUAGAAUUGUGAGCUGGAAUGGACAGAGCUUUGCCAGUCGAUUGCUGGCUCAAGACAGGAGGAAGGCUUUGGCCAGAGAUUUGAAAGAACUUCCUCAUGGAGUUUGUAUGCAAUUAUCAGAUGAGCUAAAGGUCAAUGUACGAAAGAUAAAAGUUCAAAGUAGUCCUCUCGUYCAAGCAUGGAGUUGCCAUAGUUCUGGUUUGAAGGAAUUUAACCAACAAGAAAUCGCCAUGCAUUUUAAAAUCAAAGCAAAAGAAGAUGUAGUUCCUGAAGAAAUCUUAAGGAUGUAUAAAGUGAUAUUGGAUCUUGUCAAACUUGGAAACACAUUCCACCACAGUAAUUUUCUGGCAUUCAAGAGUCCUUUUCUGGGAACGUCUGACAAUGCUGCRCURAUWUUUGCCAGUAGCUCAUUAGUGAGACAGCCAAAAGCGUUUGGAGAGUCAAAGCCAAACCGGCUUUACUCAAUCCUGGUCAAGAGAUCGGAGUUGGAAUAUGCGCAGUACACUCCCACAAGAUUUCUGCUCAGACUAGGACAAGAGUUUAAAAGCUUUCCAUARCCUUUMUUGAAUUCACGUGAUCGAGCGCCAGUGUACGAUGGUGUCGACCCGGGUGAUACGAUAUACAAUACGUGUGUCGCUUUGAAUAACCAUUUGAAAAACAGUCUCCCAGAAGCAAUUAUUCCAGGGCUUACAGUUCUUCAAGAGGACUCGAAAGUUGUACUACAAAUCACAGUGGAAUCACAGGCAUUGGUCCUGAAUUUCUUUGAUCGUCUGAUAGUGAAAACKAAUCAAACAGCGACCAUCCCCCUGGUAUCCGARCUUACWACCAAUGUCGACCAAUACAGGGUMUAUCACCAGUCUAUUCACACCGACGAGAUAUCGCUACGUAAACAUAUGUCAUUGUUUCGUAACCCCAUGAACCCGACCCAUCAUGGCGUGCGGUCAGUAACUGGUCUUGGUUUUCUUCUCCUUCUUCURGGCGAUAACGAAUCCCCAGUGCUAGAACAAAGAGGGAAGCUUGUGGACGAUGGCGCUAUUGUUCGUCUUACGGACAUUCACACUCAAAGGUUAAGGCAAUGUCUACACGAUCGUAGCAAUUGCCAUUUUUACCUUGGUGACCAGUUCGAAAUGCUGUACUUUGAGCUACGCUGGCUCGAGGAACCUUGUUUACAGGAAACGACCAAGGAGUCURGGGACAAAUCUACAACACAGGAAUCCCAGAAGGAGUAUCCUGGAACGGCAACUAUCGARGUUAGACAUUCAGGUCAACCGUCUGAGCUGAAGAAAAUGGCAGAUGCUAGGCUGGGGGACGUWRUGAUUUUAGCUCGUUUGUUGGAACAGCGAAUUAAGCAAGCUAGUACAGAAGCUCUUAUGAUGCAAGCGAAUCGGAUGAAAGCUGGCGAGACCAAGGAACUCGUGUUGAAAUUAUCAAUACGAAAUGGGCUUACGAAAUGGUCGAUAGGUCCAGCUAACCAGCCAAUGGGYCUCAUACGAUCGUUACAGAUGGCACUCUAUGACGUCAGGCUUUCCGAUCUCAAYAACUCUUGUCUGGAUCUCAGUUUUGACGUAACAAUCAUCAAACAAUUCGACCUGAUCGCUGACCAACAGGAGAAAGAUCUGUGAAAAACUAUUUUGCAGGAUAGUGUAGAAUAACUAUAUGGUAGAUUGAAGGCUUUAAUUCCGUGAGCCUUAGACGUCAUUUAUACGUAGCCAGAAGAGAGAUUUAGAUUCACGUUUACUGCAAACGCCAAACGUCAAAUUGGUUUUUAUGCUUUGUCUCGAAAUUUCGAACAAACGUAAAAAUAAAAUGCUACGAAAGGAAUAGCGGUGCGCUUAUGCACGAAAAAUGAUCUUUUUAUCCACAAUCGCGAAAGAACGGGGCGUUAAUAGAGAAAAACGAUCAGUUUUGACGUUUGGCGUUCGCCGUAAACGCGAAACUAAAACUCUCUAGUAUCAUAAAAUGCAGUCACUUUUCUUUACAGAUUUGCUCGUCCACGAAUUUCCGGAUUUACAUAUCUGUUCGUUGUGUCUUAAGUUUGACUUAGUGUGCCUUUCGUAAAUGUUAAAAUUCUGUACACCACUAAAUCCUUUCCACAAGAUAUUUUGUACUCCUCUGUACAGCCGUACAAAAAUAUUCAAGACAACAUUUCGUAAAUUUUGAGGUGCUGUACAACAGUAAGCCCCKUUCCACGACAUUUUGUAAUCCUCGCCUAUCUGAUUGCUUUUACGGCUUUAAUUUGUUAAUUGUAAUAACAAAUUUUAUCGUGUAAGCUUGUAGAUAUAGAAAGAAUAGUUUAUUAUUGAAGAUAUAUUUAAUUGAUAGUGAACAUAAAAGACGGACAUGUUAGUGUUAAAAACACGAUAAAUAACUAGAGUACAAACACUAAAACUGUGCAACAUAAAUACCACUAAUUGAAUACUGCUAAAAUAUGCUAAAUUUAUUGUUUUCUAUUGUUUAAUUAACACUAUUUUGUAGGAAAUAGUGGAAAGUGUUGCACACAUUUAAUGUUUGCACUCUAAAAAGCACUUGAUAAAAAAUCGCUUGAAUUCUUCAUAAACUUAAAUCAUUAUUUAGUAAUUGUUUCUUMCAUUUGAUUGAUUUUAUCGGCGCGUUUUAAUACAUUACAACAUAUUAGUGUCUUUAUGAAACAAUAAGCCGAACCAGUCAAAGUUAAUAUGCAUUGUCCUCUUAAUUAAGAGAUGCUCCACGUAAAAACCAGUAAAAGAGGCUGCGAGUAUCGUGAAGUUUACUUGCAUGGUAGACACUGACAUUAUGAAUUUMCACUGGAAUUUUCACUGGAAAAAAUCGCACAUUUGUAAAUUCGAUGUAAAUAUGAUGUAAGUGUCCAAAAUGAUGUAAAUUUAUCAUUUACACCAAAUUUACAUCAUUUUGGACACUCYCAUCAAAUUUAAAACCUUUAGAAUGCGCGAUUUUUUCCAGUGUUUCUGCAAACGACACUCGAACGAGCUCAACGCUAUUUCGCUAUUUUUCGUAUUCUUCGUGUGCAACCACAUGACCAGGAAUUCCCUGUGAAAUAAAACAAAGCUAUCGCCGCCACGUUGAAUGAAUGAACAAGAGAAAAUAAUGAGAAAUGCUUUGUGAUUUUCAUCCAACAUGGCGGUGAUGACGUAACUUACACGCCAAGAAUUCAUAGCUCAUCAAAAAUCGGCAUUUUUCGGACAUUUUCGUGGUCUGUAGCACCUGCAUUUGUAUCUAAAAUCCAUGAUUAUUGUUAAUUUUGGUGGGCUAUAGUCAAUCAUUUAUAUUAAAUUAACAAUUCAGUUUCGGUCAUUUUGGUGGGCUAUAGCCCAUGCAUGUACAUCAAAAAUCGGUUGCUUUUUUUUUGGGGGGGAGGGGGGCAUUUUGGUCAUAGGCUAUAUAUGCAGGUAGCCUAUACCAUGUUCCUUAAGCUUCCAUUUCAUUGGUUGGUUUCUUCAUUCGGUGUCGUGGACUACGGGGAGUCAAAAAGUCCAUGCAGCCGCACAAUUUGUCUCCACGUUUUAUCGACUAUUUAUAUUGAAUUUAUUAUUGUACUAUGAAUUAGGAARCUUUAUUGGUACACUAAAUACAACAAACUAAGAAGA
Messenger RNA from Exaiptasia diaphana, 6913 nucleotides. RefSeq lists its product as uncharacterized. Gene Ontology annotation, biological process: endosomal transport. The record is from RefSeq and is a predicted model, not a curated record. Lineage: Eukaryota; Metazoa; Cnidaria; Anthozoa; Actiniaria; Aiptasiidae. Gene Ontology annotation, molecular function: metal ion binding. Gene Ontology annotation, cellular component: early endosome membrane.